Patella vulgata (common limpet) is the source of this 783-nucleotide messenger RNA. RefSeq names its product ALX homeobox protein 1. The record is from RefSeq and is a predicted model, not a curated record. NCBI's taxonomy places the organism in Eukaryota, Metazoa, Mollusca, Gastropoda, Patellidae. Bases 1 to 783 code for a protein of 260 amino acids. The transcript is spliced from 4 exons. Gene Ontology annotation, biological process: regulation of transcription by RNA polymerase II. Gene Ontology annotation, molecular function: DNA-binding transcription factor activity, RNA polymerase II-specific; RNA polymerase II transcription regulatory region sequence-specific DNA binding.
AUGUCGGGUGACCGGGAUGAUUUAAAAUGUGAGUCAAGUGACACAGAAAAGGGUGGUGACGAUAAAAGUUUAUCAGAGGAUGACUUGGACGCUAAGAGAAAAAAGCGCCGAAAUCGAACAACAUUUACAAGUUUCCAAUUAGAAGAAAUGGAGAGAGUAUUUCAGAAAACCCAUUAUCCCGAUGUCUAUGCACGUGAACAGCUCGCGCUAAGGUGUAAUUUAACAGAGGCUAGAGUACAACUACAGGUCUGGUUUCAAAAUCGCAGAGCAAAAUGGCGGAAAAGAGAAAGAUUCGGGCAGCUACAAACCAUGCGUGCCAUGGCAACCGCUGCUACCCAUGGUUACGAGAUGCAAUUAGGACCCCGCCAUGACACUUAUUCUCAGAUGCAACACAAUCCAUGGGCAGCUAAUGGUCCAGCUCAGUAUCCCAUGACAACAAUGCCCGGGAUGGGUAGUUCCUGUAUGGCUGGACAAAACGAUCUACCAAGCUUCAUGGGAUUGGCUCAUCAAAAUUCUCUGGCGGCAAAUCAGUUCGCUGCUAAUCAGUUGGCUGCCAAUCAAUUCGCUGCUGGUCAGCUCGCAGCCAAUCAGCUUGCAGCCAGUCAGCGGUCAUCAGGGGGACUAACUCACAGUAACCAUGGCUCUAUGCCUUUUCCUAAUGCUCAAGUCGGUCUGGACACGGGGAUGGACCCUGAAUUACGAAGCUCCAGUAUUGCUGCGCUCAGAUUAAAAGCCCGUGAACACAGUGUGUCUAUGGGACUUCUAAGUGCAUACGGUAAAUAA